AUGAUUAUUCCCGUCCGUUGUUUUUCCUGCGGCAAGGUUGUCGGCGAUCUCUGGGAGCGAUACCUGCAACUCCUCGAUGAAGGUGUUCCCGAUGGCGAUGCUAUGGAUCAACUUGGUUGCAAACGUUACUGCUGCCGAAGAAUGGUCAUGACACACGUUGAUUUGAUUGAAAAACUUUUGCGAUAUAACUCAUCGGAACGAGAGAAAGCCAAGACCCAGGCCUAA
Molecule: messenger RNA, 225 nt
Organism: Talaromyces marneffei
Lineage: Eukaryota; Fungi; Ascomycota; Eurotiomycetes; Eurotiales; Trichocomaceae
Exons: 4
Coding region: 1-225 (74 amino acids)
Biological process (GO): transcription by RNA polymerase II; transcription by RNA polymerase I; tRNA transcription by RNA polymerase III
Cellular component (GO): RNA polymerase III complex; RNA polymerase I complex; RNA polymerase II, core complex
Molecular function (GO): zinc ion binding; DNA-directed RNA polymerase activity; DNA binding
Source: RefSeq, a predicted model, not a curated record